UUUUCUGUUUUCAACUUCCGAAGUUUACUGUCAAAGUGAAAUGUCUGAGACAUAUUUGGAAUAAUUAAAUUUGUAAAAAUUAUCAAAAAUUUUGUUGCUUUGUACUCGAAUCCCGCUCAAUCAGGGAACCAUUUCAUUUCUCUGCCAUCAGCCAAAAUUUCAAACCGUCUAAUUCAAAGAAAAUAUAAGAGUUAAAAAGUAAAAGGGUAUAUAAUGAGCUGCUUUCCACGUCCAACGGAUUGUUGCUGCUGUUCGUCGUGUUCCCCCUGUUGUAAUUAUAUGGGCGAUUGCUGUAAUGUACGUCGAAAUCGGUCCUGCGUCGACUGUUUCCCCACGCGCAUGGUACCAGACAUUCAAGUUCCGCCGAAAAAACUCAAGUCCAGACCGCCGCCGUUGAGGCCGACCGCAGCCAAGAAUAAUAACGGCAGGCGGUCAACUCAAGUUAAAAAUGGAAAGCGCAUAAGUUUGCCCACCGACAGUGAACCAAGUGUUGAAACAAAAAAUUGUAAACCAAAGUGCCCGUGUGAUCCUAAACAGACGAAAAACAAACAAAAUUUUCAGUAUCAGGACAUGAAGAACCGAAUGGAGGUAAUAAGUGAAGAGGCCGAGCAAGACUCCGAUGAUGAAGAGCCAUUUAGCAGCAAAAAUAUUCAGAAUUCCUGUGCCGACUUCCUCAACAUUGUUCAUGAUACUGUACUUGAGACGGUGCAGAGCUCCGUGGAAUGCAUGAUGCGUAAUUAUUUCGUGCACACCAUGGAAAAGGUGGAGACGCUGUGCUCGCAGAUGAUGAGAAAUGAGUGUUUGCUAAGCAAAAUGUACUUGGAUAUUUUAGAUAAAAUAUCCCAGCAAAGCGAAAGGAGUUUGAGACAAUUCAAAUGCUUGUGCCAAUUUAUAGCAGAGACGCAGAAAGAGGCCAACGAAGAGCGAGCUCAGACCACGCGGUGCAACUGUCAGAGCUGUGCAUGCACCGAAGAGAAUUUUAUGUCGUUUGCCAAGGAAAAAAUUUUACCCAAAGGUCGUCGCCUCUCUGGCAGUGGGAAUACAAGCAAUAACUUUAACGGUAACGUCAUUGGCGCAAAAAACCUUCGUGACUCGGACAACGAAAUAAAAACCGACCCAUCACUUAUGAGCUGCACCAAUUCGUCACAAGUCAAGUUCAAGUUGCUGGAGAGGCCGCAAAGCACCACCAAUAGUACUGGUAACGAGGAGGUCCGCCGAAAUAUUACACGUGUAAAUGAUUCAGGGCACAUGGAAAAUCCCAAUGGUCGUCGCAUACAAGAAAUGCCAAAUGAGGAUGAUACUCCAAAAACCGCACAGUGUGAAGUUCAAAAAGAAGGCGGCAGAUUUCCCAACAAUAACACAGGGUCCAGUGGUACGAAAUUGACAUAGAUGCCGUUAUAAUGUCAGUGCCUCAGUACUUUACCGUUAUUAGCGUACAAUGACUUUACGAUUGUGUACUAGAAACGGUGAAUACUUAGACACUGAUCCAGGCAUAACAACGUAUAAUGUAUUUUAGUAUCGCAAGUGGAAGCUUCUUUUACAAAUAGCAGAUCUAGAUUAGCUUACUGGAGAAAAGGCUUCACAUCUCGGUACUUUUGAAAGUAGUAUCCUUUUAAUUUUUGCAAGUUGAUGAAAAGUCCAAAUUGUCCCAUAUCGCCCAUCCAAUAUAUUUAUGAGUCGAAAUAAAAAGCAAAAUUGCCGUCAAAAA
Messenger RNA from Ceratitis capitata (Mediterranean fruit fly), 1708 nucleotides. RefSeq lists its product as uncharacterized. The transcript is spliced from 3 exons. The coding region runs from base 214 to 1389 and encodes 391 amino acids. The record is from RefSeq and is a predicted model, not a curated record. NCBI's taxonomy places the organism in Eukaryota, Metazoa, Arthropoda, Insecta, Diptera, Tephritidae.